Drosophila navojoa is the source of this 1134-nucleotide messenger RNA. RefSeq names its product mitochondrial inner membrane protease subunit 1. The record is from RefSeq and is a predicted model, not a curated record. Gene Ontology annotation, cellular component: mitochondrial inner membrane peptidase complex; membrane. Gene Ontology annotation, molecular function: serine-type endopeptidase activity. Lineage: Eukaryota; Metazoa; Arthropoda; Insecta; Diptera; Drosophilidae.
AAUGAUUGGAAUUCGAUGUCAUCCAUUUUAAGAAUGAAUUCUCUUGAUCAUAGUCUGUAUGUAUUUAACUAUAUAAUGUGUAAUGUGCAAUACAAACCGAGACCUGGUCAUAUAUACAUAUAUAUAUGUAGAUAUAUAUUUACAUAAACUAUCCGUAGAAGUUCUUUGCGUUAUUAGUCAAAAUUUUUGACAAGAACAAAUGGAAACAAAAAAAUUAAAUUAAAAAAAAAAAACAGUAGUUGAAAUAGAUUGUCAGUGGUUGAACAUGAUUAAUAAAUAGAAUUUUUAUUGUUUUGUGUGUGUGUGCAAAAUUUAGAGUUUCCAUUUAUUGCUUCAACUCGUACGAUAUUGUGAAUGUGUAUAUAUUUUUGAAUUUAGACGCCUAGUGGGAGGAAGAGCGGCAGCCAGCAGGUACAUAAGCGGUGCAGCCCUGGUAGGAACUAUCGAUAGAGUUCGAGCACGGCACAGCUGGCGAACAGUGCUGUGUAGCCCUGCUGAUACAAUUUCACAUUAACUAAGAGAGACCGCGGCGCAGCGGAGCCGUCAUGAAGAUGGGCAUGGGCUACACAGUACUCUCGCGUUUGCGAACCCUGGCACGCUACACAAUCGCAUACGCUUGUAUAACUCAUUGUACGUUCGAGUAUGUAGGGGACUUCGUUCUUUGCAAAGGUCCUUCGAUGGAGCCAACGCUGUUUUCCGAUAAUGUACUCCUAACGGAACGUUUGUCAAAAUAUUGGCGCAAGUAUCAAUCUGGCGAUAUUAUAAUUGCAGUCUCGCCUGUUAAUGCUAGCCAAUAUAUAUGCAAGAGAAUUGUGGCCGUGUCUGGUGAAAAGAUAACUACCCUUAAGCCCACUCCAAUAGAGGCCGAAACGGCGCCAAGGCAGCCAACUGAAGUUAAGAUGGUCACCGAUUAUGUGCCUCAUGGUUGUGUUUGGAUCGAAGGCGAUAAUAAAAGUAAUAGCUCGGAUUCGCGCUACUAUGGGCCCAUACCACUCGGUCUAAUACGUAGCCGAGUCGUUUGCCGCAUAUGGCCACUCUCAGAACUAACAAGCCUCUGAUCACCACCCAAGGCAAGAAACAAAUUUAUAGUUAUCUCUAAUUUUAUUGUAAAUUAACGACCAGUAUAAAUAAGAU